Messenger RNA from Carassius auratus (goldfish), 4687 nucleotides. RefSeq names its product protein NLRC3-like. NCBI's taxonomy places the organism in Eukaryota, Metazoa, Chordata, Actinopteri, Cypriniformes, Cyprinidae. The transcript is spliced from 12 exons. The record is from RefSeq and is a predicted model, not a curated record. Gene Ontology annotation, molecular function: protein binding. The coding region runs from base 791 to 3820 and encodes 1009 amino acids.
UCUGCUUUAUUGUCAAUAAUUCCCCAUCUACAGUACAAUCAUAUUGUCUUUACAAAACCAAUAAGUAGCUAAUUUGUUCAGAAACAUUAUUCCAUUUUAUUUUAUAUUAUUUUGUAUUUUAUACAGUCAAUAACUUAUAAAACUCUCUAAAAUGCACAGCAUCAGACAUUAUGAAUUGUCUCAAAUCUCUAUAUCAUGUCAUUUUUUAUAUUGUUGAAACAUUUUUGAAGUGCCAUUUUCAUGUCUACUUUUAAGACGCACAGGUGGUCACCUAAACUAAAAAAACAUUAUUACGACUGUGGAGACUCUUUUCUUCAGAUGUUUUUCUUCCGAGAAUCUUAAAAAAAAUACUAAAAUGAGGAAACGAGAAAACGCAACAACAGUAGGGAUUUGAUAAGAUCACUGUCAAACCACACGGACUUACAGCCAAUCAGAUACGUGUUCUGGGGACGUUGCUAAUUAAUAUUCAUAAGCCAGGUAUCCGCUGUUUGUUCUGUUCACAGUUAGCCACAUGUACAAUAAUAGAGCCAGAUUGCUAACGUACAUUGUUAUCCCCAUCGGUUUGUAUUUAUGAGAAGCGUCAAUAUCGCUUUAGUCUCAUCCAAAACAUCACAUACAUGCUGACAUGAAAAAAGCCCUCUGGCACUAAAAUGGUUUCUUCCAGCAAAGUGAAAGUAACAGUUAAAGGAGGCAUAUUUCCCUCAAAAUAACUGCGUCACAUUAUCCUAGCACAAAAAUCAUUCAGUAGAGGAGAUAAUAAGACGGACCAGUACAGCUCUGUGUGGAAAGAAUGAGUCAAGUUCAAAAAAACAAAGAUGGAGAUUUUUCUCCGGGAUGCAGUUCACUCCAGCAGAAGAGCUCAAAUUCAGCAGAGCCCAGCUGUGUGUCCAUGAAGAGUGACUGGUCUAUAGAUCCUCCUCCAGAAAUUAAGGGUGGAGACAGGCAUAGUGUCAGUUCAGUCAAGCAGAAGAGUUCAGAUUCAGCAGAACCCAGCUGUGUGUCCAUGAAGAGUGACUGGUCUAUAGAUCCUCCUCCAGAAAUGAAGGCUAGAGACAGGCAUAGUGUCAGUUCAGUCAAGCAGAAGAGCUCAGAUUCAGCAGAGCCCAGCUGUGUGUCCAUGAAGAGUGACUGGUCUAUAGAUCCUCCUCCAGAAAUGAAGGAUGGAGACAGAAGUCAACGUGUAGAUGAUGAUCACUCAUGGCAAAUCAUGCGACCCAGACCAGCAGCAAUAGAACCACCCUGUAAGAAAAUGAAAUAUGAUGAGUCUGUGAAUCAACCACAGGACUUUAAUGAAAGCUUGUGUCCUGUUGACAGACAUGAAGUCCUCAACAGAUUUAGAUCAAAUCUGAAGAGGAAGUUUGAGUGUCUGUAUGAAGGAACAGCGAUGCAGGGAAACCCAACACUCCUGAAUGAGAUCUACACAGAGCUGUACAUCACAGAGAGUGAGAGUGGAGAGAUCAGUAAUGAACACGAGGUGAGACAGAUUGAGACACAAUCCAGGAGAGCAGCAACAGAGGACACACCGAUCAAAUGUAGUGACAUCUUUAGAGCUUUACCUGGACAAGACAAACCCAUCAGAACUGUGCUGACAAAGGGAGUCGCUGGCAUUGGAAAAACAGUCUCUGUGCAGAAGUUCAUCCUGGACUGGGCUGAAGGGAAAGAGAAUCAGGACGUCCAGCUCAUAUUUCCUCUUCCUUUCAGAGAGCUCAAUCUGAUGAAAGACAAAACACUCAGUCUUUCAGAUCUUCUUCACGUCUUUUUCCCUGAAAUAAAAGAAAUGGAAAUAUCCAGUGAUGAAUAUAAAGUGUUGUUCAUCUUUGAUGGUCUGGAUGAGUGUCGUCUGUCUCUGGAUUUUCAGAGCGAUGUGAGGUUGUGUGAUGUAAGUGAAUCAGUCUCAGUGGAUGUGCUCCUGACGAACCUCAUUGUGGGGAAUCUGCUUCCCUCUGCUCUCAUCUGGAUCACCUCCAGACCAGCAGCAGCUGAUCUCGUCCCGUCUGAGUGUGUCCAUCGAGUGACAGAGGUACGAGGCUUCAAUGACCCACAGAAGGAGGAAUACUUCAGGAAGAGAAUCAGUGAUCAGAGUCUGGCCGAGAGGAUCAUCUCACACCUGAAGUCAUCAAGGAGCCUCUUCAUCAUGUGCCACAUCCCAGUGUUCUGCUGGAUCUCAGCCGCUGUUCUGGAGAAGAUGUUGAGUCGAGCAGAGAGUGGAGAGAUUCCCAAGACUCUCACUCAGAUGUACACACACUUCCUGCUCCUUCAGACCAACAUCAAACAUGAGAAGGACUAUGAGAAGAAGGUGACAGAUGAAGAUAUAAUCCUCAAACUGGGGAAACUGGCUUUUCAGCAGCUUGUGAAAGGCAACCUGAUCUUCUAUGAGGAAGACCUGAGAGAGUGUGGCAUUGAUGUGACAGAAGCAUCAGUGUACUCAGGAUUGUGCACUCAGAUCUUCAGAGAGGAGUUUGGCUUGUAUCAGGGGAAAGUCUUCUGUUUUGUUCAUCUGAGCAUUCAGGAACAUCUAGCAGCUCUAUAUGUGCACCUCUCCUCUAAUAACCACAAUAUAAAUGUGUUUGACCAAAUCAACAAACAGAGUUUGCAGUCUAAUGUUAAGGACAGGUUUCAGCUCAGUUCAUCAGAACAUGUUUCAUUAUCUGCUCUGCAUCAGAGAGCUGUGGAUGAGGCUCUACAGAGUAAAAAUGGACAUCUGGAUAUUUUCCUGCGGUUUCUUCUGGGUCUGUCACUGAAGACUAAUCAGAGUAUUCUACAAGAAUUAAUAAAACAGACAAUAAGCAGCUCUGACAGCAAUGAGGAAACAAUUGAGUACAUUAAGGAGAAGAUAAAGAUCACAUGCUCUCCAGAGAAAUCCAUCAAUCUGUUCCACUGUCUGAAUGAACUGGGUGAUAUUUUACUAGUUGAGGAAAUACAACAAUAUCUGAGAUCUGGAACAAUAGCUGAAGUCAAACUCUCUUCAUCUCAGUGGUCAGCUUUACUGUUUGUAUUGUUGACGUCAGAGCAAGUACUGGAUGUGUUUGAGCUAAAUAAAUUUAUUGGAAAUAAAAAUACUUCAAAUAAAAUUCUUCAGAAGUUGCUUCCUGUGAUUAAAGAAUCCAGAUAUGCACAUUUGGAUGACUGUAAUAUCACAGGAGAAGGUUGUGCUGCUCUGGCUUCAGCUCUGAGAUCAAACCCCUCACACCUGAGAGAAUUGGAUCUGUCUGAGAAUAAACUACACAAUUUGGGAAUCAAACAUCUAUCUGAAGGACUUAAGGAUUCUCACUGUAAACUGCAGAAACUUAAUCUGUACCAUUGUGGCAUCACGGCUGAAGGUUGUGCUGCUCUGGCUUCAGCUCUGAGAUUGAACCCUGAACAGCUGAGAGAGCUGGAUUUCACUGAAAAUAAGAUAGGAGAUUUGGGAUUCAAGCACCUUUCUGAUGCACUGAAAGAACCUCUCUGUAAACUGGAGAGACUGAGGUUGUGUCGGUGUGGAAUCACAGAUGAAGGUUGUGCUGCUCUGACUUCAGCUCUGAGAUCAAACCCUGAACACCUGAGAGAACUGGAUCUCUCUCAUAAUAAAUUAGGAGACUCUGGAGCGACUGCUCUCUCUACUGGACUGAAAAAUCCUCAUUGCAAAUUAGAGAAACUGGGGUUGAUGAGUUGUGAUGUCACAAGUGAAGGUAGUGCUGUUCUGGCUUCAGCUCUAAGAUCAAACCCCUUACACUUGAGACAUCUAGAUCUGACUUUUAAUAAACUAGAUCGAGGAGCCAGAGUCUCUACUCUACAGUGUAUACUGGAAAUACCUAAUAAUCUGCUGUCUCUUGGUAUUUAGACAUCACUCCAGUUUUCUCCAGAUCAGCUGAUGGUGAAUAAGAGCUGCUAGAGAGAUGCUACAGACAUAUAUAUAUAUAUAUAUGUAUAUAUGUGUGUGUGUUAUAAAUAACAGGCUUUGUGUUGUAUUUGUGAUUGUUCUUACAGAGUUUGUUUGCACUAUGCAAAAAACAAAUUUAGAAGAGUCUGAUACCUUCUGGAAAGAGAUGCUAUGAUCUGAUGAAAAUUGUCACUUUGUCAAAUUGUCUGAUGAAUUUCAAGCUAUGGAUGGAACGAUUACCGGUUUGAUGAUAAAUCAUGAUAAAAUUCCCCACGAUUAGUAUUAUCAUUUCAUAUUUUAAUUAUUAUUAAUACCGUAUUUUAAUUACAGUGAUUUGAACAUUUAUUGAUGAUUCCAUCUCCAGAAAGAGCCUGUAAUAUUUGGGGUGUAUGUAAUCAUGUAUGUAACCCACACAUUUCACUAUCAUAUUAAUAAUCACUCAUUAUGUCUUUUUGAAUAACUAUUGAAUAGUUUAUAGGUUUAUACUCAUGUUUGGUAUAUGUAUGAGUUUGAAAAUAUUUCCUUAAAACUUUCUAUCAAUCAAAUCUUUGUAACAUAUUCUUGUUAUAGAAAUCAAAUGUCUAAAUUAUACCCUGCAAGGGUGGGACAUUCGACCAUUUGACUUAUAAGAUAACGUGUUGAUUUACAGGUGCAUCUCAAUUUAAAAUGUUGUGGAAAAGUUCAUUUAUUUCAGUAGUUUAACUCGAAUUGUGAAACACGUGUAUUAAAUACAUUCAGUGCACACAGCGUGAAGUCUUUGGUUCUUUUAAUUGUGAUGAUGGCUCACAUUUAACAAAAACCAACCAAUUCAAGAUAAAUAAAAAAACA